Messenger RNA from Aphanomyces invadans, 1737 nucleotides. RefSeq lists its product as hypothetical. Gene Ontology annotation, biological process: transmembrane transport. The record is from RefSeq and is a predicted model, not a curated record. Bases 9 to 1655 code for a protein of 548 amino acids. Lineage: Eukaryota; Oomycota; Saprolegniomycetes; Saprolegniales; Verrucalvaceae. The transcript has a single exon. Gene Ontology annotation, molecular function: transmembrane transporter activity. Gene Ontology annotation, cellular component: membrane.
UGUUGGCCAUGGUCGAGAUCAAGACAGCGGGGGGCAUCUUCGUGCUCUUCUGCGCCAUCAAUAUGCUCAACUACAUUGAUCGAGGCAUCAUCCCGGGCUCCCCACUGCAGUUUGAAGGGUUCAUCUCGUCGGUCUUGCACGCCAACGCAAACAACGCGACCGCCGGCGGCGCGGCGAGCAGCGGGGUCAGUACAUGGCUCGGCUUCUUGGUCUCGGCGUUUAUUGCAGGGUAUUCAGUCUUCAGCAUCGCGUUCGGCUACUGGGCCAUCUACUACCGGCCAUUUGUGCUGAUUGCGGCGGGGCUUGCAGUCUGGGUCGUGGCCAUGUUUCUGUGUGGCCUGGCCGACUCGGCUCAGAGCCUGACCAUGCUCCUCGUCGGUCGCAUCCUCAGCGGGGUCGGUGAGUCGUCCUUUCAAGCGAUCGCGCCAUCUUUUAUCGACGACAAUGCCCCUCCUGCCAAGCGGACUCUGUGGCUGGGAGUGUUUUACUGUGGCAUCACUGUGGGCACGGCGGCGGGAUACUUCUACAGCGCCAUGUUUGCCACGUCGGUGCUUCGGUGGCCGUGGGCCUUCUAUUUUGAAGGACUUUUCAUGGUGCCGCUCGUUCUGAUGUGCAUGUUUUGCAUCCCCAAGCGGUUCAACCUCGCGGGAGGCCACAUGGCGGCCGACACAAAGCGCAAGUCGGUUGUGAUCGAAGUGAGUGGGACGCGGCCGUCUUCUGCCGCCGGUUCCUCUUCCAACAUGUCUGUCGAUACUUCUGCGCAAGAAAGUUUUUUUCAAUCGUCGCUGUCCUUCGUCGAGCCCUCCAUGUCCAUCUCGGGAAUGGCAAGUUCAAUCGACAAAGAGUCCAAGUCGCCGCUCCUUGCACCACGUAUUGCCGUCCAUAUCGAAAUCUGGGCGAUCCUAAAAAGCCCGUUGUUCAUGCUUGUGGCGAUGGGCAGUGCUGCGUACGUUUUCAGCAUCUCUGGCCUUGGCGCGUUUGGUCCAUCGCUCCUCAUUGGGAUGGGCCUUUUUGAAGAAAAGUCGGCUGCGAUGGUGUUUGGCGCCAUUAUCGUUGUCGCUGGUACGAUCGGCACCCUCCUCGGCGGCCUUUUUCUCGACCGAAGCUGCAGGAGCCAGCCAGACAAUGAAGACUUUCGCGUGUACAUGGCGACGCGUCAGCUGUGCCUCAUGCUCACCCUUGGGACAGUUUUCCUCGUCGUGAGUUGGCUCCUCCUGGACCAUGGCCUCGCCCUCACCAUCUCGGCACUCUCGAUUGCUCUCACGUUUCUCUUUGGGUGUGUCCCGGCGUCCGUUGUCGCGAUCAUCCUGUCGGUCGACAAGCGGCGGCGCGGCCUCGCUCUCGGGAUCAACACGCUUCUGUCCCAUGUGCUCGGAGACGUCCCGUCUCCGAUUGUGCUCGGGCUCAUCAAAGACACCGCGGCCCCCCACUGCAACAUCGUCGCCGACAAUAAAUUGAAUCCGCUCUGCGCUGAGGACCGAACUGGCCUCAAACUGACGCUGCUCGUGCCGUAUCUGUGGCUCAUCUGGGCAAUAGUGCUUGCUGCCGUCGCUGUCGAAGUCGCACGCCGUCGGUAUACCCGCAGUUUGGACGCGGAAACUUCUCGCAUCGUGUCGCCCGCCACCAACGCCCACAGCGUCAUGCGAACGUGUUAGAUCUUUUUUGGCUAGCUGAUUUCAUCACCUUAUUCUAAUAUUUUAACUAUCUUUCCACGCGGAACUCGUGGGUGUUCGCCAG